AUGGCACACGGCAAGGUCACUAGAUCGUUCUUGCCCUUAGAUCGAUACCCUUCUCUCAAACUAUCGGCCUUCUACAAGAAUCUGUACUUUGGUGAUGAAGUGUUUCUGUUUGAGUCGAACUCGGAGAACUGGGCCAGAGGUUACCAGAUCGUACACCCUUUGCCUUCUGACUUCAUUGCAAAGUCUAGCGAUCUGGAGAAACUGCCUGAAAGACAGGUGAGCGUGGUGAUUGUUCCCCUGAGCCAUGUUGAAAUCAUCGACAGGCUCCCGGCAACGUCCAUAUUCUCACCACCUUCACGCUCAGACUUUGACAACGGCUCGUCGGCCAUUCCCUCUGUCUAUGACAUCCAGCAGGCCCAUACAACGGCGAGAAACGCAGACUUGGCUGAUGAGACCCCGAAUGAACGGUUGAAGCCGCCACUCCCUCUGAUGAGACUGGACAAUGGCCAUCUCAUGGAGGAAGUCAUUCCUUCUCUAUCACAGUUGGCAUCGCAUAUCUACUCGCUGUACUCUGUUGCUGAGUACCCGCUCUUUGAAAAUCUAUACGACCUGUUUAUUCAACUGAACGACAUCACGAUUCAAAUGCGUAACAACCUGUUGACGAAGAACGAGAAACUACGUACGCAGAAAAGGGUCUCUCUGCUCUUGACAAACGUCUCCAAGUUGCUGUCAUCAAAGGGUGUCAAUAGAUUUGACAAGAGUACAUACUCAAGACAGUUGAAGAGUGAUACGUCCGGAUUCGAAUCUAUUACCGCAAGAGACAUAGAAACUGGUGAAUUGUUUGACUAUUCGAAUAAAGAUUUGAAGAAGCAAUCUGAACCAAAUGUCAUUGCACUGAAUCAGAUAUCAUCUGCACUGCAACCAAACUUCCCGAUAAAGAACAACUUGGAAGGUGCACUGGUGUCGAAAAAGGUGACGAAGUUCGAUAAAGUGACUCCAUCGCAGAUCUUGGUUGAUUUCAAAGAUGUUAGUGGCACAUCAGUGUUGAACCCACAGGGGUUUAUGGGAAUGACGGCCUAUCUAUACCUUAGAAGUGCCAAAAAGAGGCUUACAGAGGCAUUUUCUAUACAUAUCAAGAACGCAGCAGACUUCUCUCUUGAUAAGAUCUCAGCAGCUCUGUUCAGAAACAUUCCUGGAACCGAGAUUGACCAUGGAAGAAUCUAUCUCGUGGCAACUAUAACUGAGGAAUUAGAAGUUCCAACUAAAGGGAAUGGUGAACAGCCUGUGAAAAUAAAGAAUCCCAUUGCUGCUGGUGCUGCUGAUAUCUCAAGAAUAUUCUCAAGACAUAAAGGUGCAUUGGAAUCAGGACAAGCCCACCAGUUUACCAUCAAAUUGUUUGGUUCGUACGUUAAUAAGAAUGACAACACGACGUUGGACCCAACAAAUAUGAACUUUGGUUGGGGUGAUUUGGUUGACAGAAUCAUUGCGGGCUCCAAUAAAGGUGUUGCUGUUAAUCCGAGAGCUGAGAAAGUGGUGGUUUCCAUUAAAGAAUAUCGGGACGACCUGUCAAACGUGGCACAUGACUUUGAUGCCAACAUUAAAACCCCGAUAUAUCAGAUACGAACUUGUUUCUUCGAUCCACUGGUGAAAGCGUAUGAUAGAAUAUAUCUGACAUUGGGAAAGGUGAACCUCUUAAAGAACUCUGAGUUCCCUGGUGAUCUUCUUUCUCUCACCAUGAUUAACAAUGAUCCAGAAUCGAGAUUGGCACUUUCCAAGGCUACGGAUCAACUUCCAGUGCACGCAUGGGACUUUCCGUCGGUCCAUUCCAACGAAGUUAUCGGUGAGACCAUCAAGAUCAGCAAUAUCGAACGUAUUGGUCAAAACCAGACUUUGAAGCUGAAACUAUACGCCAAUUUUGAACUGAGAGGUACUGCUGAUAUUCAAAUUGCUCAAAACGGUAAGAUCUUUGAGUACAACAAGAACCAAAUAGUUAACAUUAUGAACGGUCAGAAUCUGGUUGGCUCGAUUGAAGUUACUUCCCACUACGUUGGUAAAACGUACAACAUUGAACCAGCUUUCCAACGUAUACUUGGAUGGUCCAGAAUAUACACUCUACCUGAUCAGGAAGAUAAGCUCAUUGAAACCUUGAAAAUGCUGAAUCAAACCCCUGUGCAACAAGCAAUAAAGUAUUUCAAGGAACUCUGUGUUGAAGUGUUGAGGAUUUUCCACGCUGCAACUGUGAAUAAUCUGGAUAACCUAAAAUUGUCAUCUUUUUACUCAUUUAUUCAUUUGUUGGAUUUAGUGGUGGUAAGACAAGAGCAAUACACCUACAUGUAUCAUCAAUUGGUUGAUCUUGUGACUGAGAAAAAGGUUCUUCCACGGUGUGGUAUAGCUCUGUUAUCGAUUUCUGCUAGAUACUUUGGAAAAGCUGGUACAGAAUGGAACUAUGUUAGUAGAACGCUAUGCCGUGUUCUUCCUUUAUUGGUCAAGAUAUCAUUACUAUCGUCUACAGACAAUGAUACGUCUUGUGAUGGCACAGCUUUGGCUUGGAAAGGUUUAUCUCAAAGCAUUAUUCCUUUCCUACAAAUAACGAAGGAAUCCAUGAUUCCUGACCAACUAAAUGUUCUGGAUUACCUCGACAUAACUCUGAACCACUUGAAGGGUCUUCUCACGGAUGAUGAAGUGUUGGAGUAUGCAAUUGCACUGAUAGGUUCUGUUGGAACGAGAGGACUGGUGAAUGAAGAUUCGAACUCACUGAUUUCCAAAGAGAAGCAGAUCUACAUCAGCAAAUUGUUUUUGAUUCGCCGUUUUCUGGAUGCUGGUGUGUUUUCUGAUAUCACAUCUAAUGAGUGGACGGAAAGGUUCUUUUAUCAUGCUGCACUAUGGUCGAUUGAAAGUUACGCAAGUCCUAAUGUUGACGUUGAGAUCUACAGAUUGGCAAAUUCCUGUUUGAUAAGUCUUUGCUCUAUCUCGUGGAGAAUCAUCUUGAAAGAAGAGAAGCAAAGCUACUCACUGCCUAGAUCCAUGGCAAGAUUAUCUUUGGUCAUUGCUCAACAGUUUGUCAAGGCUCACAAUUACUGCAGAACCAAUGGGUUGUUUGAGCCUAAGAGAACAUACACGAAUAUAUUCCCAAAUGCAUUUCCAUUUCCGGAACUUAUCACAGACUCAACUGUCAGUGAAGUUGUCCUUGUGGAAGUGUUAGUUGAGCUCGGAAUCAUAUAUUCUUUCAUGGUCAAAAUUGGGAAACACGUUACUAGUGGUCAAGGCUAUUCUGCGAUUCUAACUGCAGCACUCAAUGAUCACAUCUUCAAUGAAUCUGAAUAUUUUGUCAAGUCAUUCUCGAAAGACGAUCUGCUGACUCUUGUUCAAACCAACAGAAUUCUGAUCCAAUCCAGUUUCUUCCCAUCCAACAAAUGGAUAUCUCUAUAUGCCGUCUUCAUCGAGGGGGCGACGACGUCAUCUGAGCUCAUCAAAUUCAUAAUGAUAUGUGACCACAUUCCUUCUGCACAGGAUUCGGAUCAAUUUGAUAGAUCCUUAUGGAGCAAAUACAUCAAAUCACUUCUUACGACAUCGGCCUCGUUUCCUGCUUCUAUUUGUCAUUUGGCUGAAGUUCCGAGAAAGGCUGCAUGGAAGAUCACGCAAGAUAUAAGAUCUCGAUGUGCAUCCGUGCUUAACCAAUGUUGGGAUUGUCUUGGGUGGGACUCAUUGCAGAGGGACUAUGUGAGAUUUGGACUAAAGAGAACAGCUGGCUACCAGGCAGAGUUCAUUCAAAAUGAUUAUGGUAUAUUGGAUGAGCUUGUGGUUUUCUGUUUACAACGAAACUCAUUUUGUCAAAUUGUGGGAGUGAAAGUGUUAUGGAGCAUUAUGAUCUCUGAAUUGCUCGUGCAAGAAAGUUGUGAAGAUCCACCGGCUAACAAAUUGAUUGAUGUUGAAAGAGGUUGCCUAAUGGGCCUUGAUAAGUUUUUCAAUUCUGAGAAAUACGUUCCUGGUCUAUAUGAACAGAGAAACUUCAUCGCUAGGCUGAAGAUGGCUGUUAAGCUCGACCCUGAAGACGAGUCCUUUAAUGAUGUCUACAGUUUUAUCCAGAACUUGAGUGAAUUCUUGGAGAUUUACAACGAUUUGAAUUCUGUUCCAAAUGGUGAAGAAUACGAUGAUGAAAGAACAUUCCAUAACCUUGACAUUUCACGCCACCUGAUGCGUGUUAGCAAUGGCAAGAAGUUCAUUUCAGCUCUCGAUGAUAUGUACGAGAGCAAUAUUCAAAAGAACAAUUUUGUACAAGCUGCACUAUGUCUUGAAUUGAUGGCUUCAACUUUUGAAUGGAACCCACAUCAGAUGUUACCUUCUUCAUUCAAACCAAAAUUGCCAGCACAAACUGCAUUUGAAAGAAAAGAACUGUUAUACAAGCGGAUAGCUGAGAAUCUGAUAAAGGGCAAUAAAUUGGAAAAGGCUGUUUUAACUUACAAAGAACUUGCUGAUGCGUAUGAUAAGGUGAACUUUGAUUUGAAAGGUUUGAACUUUGUGCAUACUCAAUUGGCAAGUUUAUUUACUGGACUUGAGGCCCUUGACAGAGCAACCCCUACGUAUUUUGCAGUGUCAUUCUUGGGAUUAGGGUUCCCAAAGACUGUGAGAUCCAGAAGCUUUAUAUACGAAGGUUUACCCUUUGAACAGAUCAGCUCCAUUCAUAACCGUUUGUUGAGACUGCAUUCUGGCUCAAAAAUUGUUGGUGAUAAGGAUGUUGAAGCUCUUAUGAAGCACCCACCUCCAGGCAAGUUCUUGAACAUUGCUACUGUGAAACCUCAGCUGGAUUUCAACUCCCACCAUGGCAAAUUGAGCAGUGCUGCUCGCCUGUACAUGCAAAACAAGGAUUUGAAGUUCUUCACCACUUCGAGAAUGAUACAAAAGUCAACAUCUGUGUUGGAUCUGUGGGUUGAAGAGAUCAUAUAUGAAACAUAUGACGUCUUCCCAACGUUGAUGAACAGAAGUGAGAUUUAUCGAGUUCACACUACAAAGCUUUCUCCUAUCCUGAACGCUUUAAGAACAUUAACGACAAAGACACAAGACCUUGUCAAUUCUGAAGCUGCUGCGUCUAAGGCAAUAAGUACUGGUGAAAGUAGAUCAUCCAUCUUCAACGAACUCUCCAGAAAUCUUAGUGGUACCGUCGAUUCCCCUGUCAAUGGAGGUAUAGGCCAGUACAGGGAGUUCUUUAACCAACCAGUUGAUCCUGAGGAUGAGGAUGCCAUCAAUGAGAUCUCCCUAUUGAGAAGUGCCUUUGAGAAUUUGACGAUAACCAUACACAGAUCGUUGAUUGUGCAUGGCCACUUGGUUCCAGAUAAACUGAGAGAAUCACAUGCCUUGUUGAUUUCUAUGUUUGAGAAGAACUUUGCCAAAGAGAUUGCAAGCACUGGACUGAAGAUCUCCGAGUUGGAGAACGCUUUGCCUCCACCACAGAUGACAAAGACCCACUCGAUGGCAUCUACGAUAGAAACCACAAUCAGCAGUUCCAAUUCGACAGAUUCCCUACCACAACGGUCCACAAUGCUCGGUAACGGUAACAACACGGCAUCGUCGUCAAGGGUAAGUUCCAUCAGCCAUGGCUUAUCAAGAGUCAGUACCAAGUCGUCUGACAACGCCACAACGUCAACACAAACAACACAAUCCAAUAGCACAAGCAGCAGUGGUGGACGUCGCAAGUUCAGCUUACAAUGGAGACAGUCAAGACAGUGA
Molecule: messenger RNA, 5664 nt
Organism: Williopsis jadinii
Lineage: Eukaryota; Fungi; Ascomycota; Saccharomycetes; Phaffomycetales; Wickerhamomycetaceae
Gene: DCK1
Product: guanine nucleotide exchange factor DCK1
Exons: 1
Coding region: 1-5664 (1887 amino acids)
Biological process (GO): small GTPase-mediated signal transduction
Cellular component (GO): cytoplasm; plasma membrane
Molecular function (GO): small GTPase binding; guanyl-nucleotide exchange factor activity
Source: RefSeq, a predicted model, not a curated record